This is a messenger RNA of Babjeviella inositovora NRRL Y-12698, 860 nucleotides long. RefSeq lists its product as uncharacterized. The coding region runs from base 68 to 463 and encodes 131 amino acids. Lineage: Eukaryota; Fungi; Ascomycota; Pichiomycetes; Serinales. The transcript has a single exon. The record is from RefSeq and is a predicted model, not a curated record.
UCCUAAAAAGGACUGUGCCAAGUGCCGCAGGCGUUCCCGCAUGUUAAUGAUUUUGGGUGCUAUAGUCAUGACUGCUUUUGUCUUUUCCUUGGGUCGCAGUUUUGAGCGGUCUAUUGCUUUGGACCGGUACGGUAACUUUGGUGUCUCGGAUGGUUUCCCCGGAGAUGACAGAUUUGACUUUGACAAAGUGAGGUCGCACCACAAUGGCACUCAUCGCCCUCAUCGUGGGAAGCCAAGGCACCGCAGACGUCCACACCACGGCGAUCAUCCUCCACACCACGAUGACCAUCCUCGCCCUCCACACCACGGUGACCACCCUCAUCCGCCACACCACGGUGACCACGACUACCCACAUGACCCCCCGCAUGGGGAUCACCGUGGUCCGCCACCAAAGGACAAUGAAGAGGUCCCACUAAGAGAUGAGGAAGCCUCAGCUUCAGAAACUUCUGGAGACACAGAAUAAAUGACGCCAUUCGAAGUUUUUUUAAGUCCUUUUCUACCUAACUUUUAUUUUUAUGGCGGCCUGUUUCUUUUUUCACUCUUCGUAUCGCCAUUUUUUUUUUGCAGCGCUCAGAUACUUUUUAUAAUUCACCGUAGCUUUUAUAUUUAACCCAUGGUUUUAACGAGGCUGGCGAUAUGUAGACUAAAGGUGAAAGUAAACGUGAGAGUCUAGUGACGGUGACCGCAUAGACACCAAAAUACCUGUAGUAAGUGUUUGUAAACAAUCCCAAAGUAUCACAGAAUUCGAAUGUAUUCAGAUGACCGUUGAAUCUAACUUCAGACAGUACCAGUGCAAAUCUAAAACUCCUAUAGUUUUUGGGGUCUCAUCCUGAAUUAUACAUGCUGAGGCCAACCGGCGU